AUGGUCGGCCACACCCCCCCAGAGAACUACUUUUUAAUAGACUACAAAAGACCCUUCGUCGGCUUCGUCCUCUUCCUGUCUCCGGAGCUCCAACUCAACAGCGCCCGUAUCCUCCCCCGGCCUCCCCGUUCCGGUGUCCCGCCCGGAGGGGGCCCGGCUGCCGAAGAUGGCGGCGGGGGCUGCGGGGGGUGGCUGGUGCUGAGGGACGGCUGUCUCCGCUGUGACGAGCACGGAGUGAGCAGCCUGACCUAUCAUCCGGCGCUCAACGCGAUCCUGGCCGUCACUACUCGGGGCAGCAUCAAAGUCAUCGAUGGCACGUCCGGGGCCAUUCUUCAGGCUUCAGCAAUCCACGCAAAGCCUGGUGGGCGGCUGAAGUGCCAAUAUUUCCCAACUGUGGAUAAAGUUAUCUUUGUGGAUGAUUAUGCAGUGGGCUGUCGGAAAGACUUGAAUGGUAUUUUAUUACUAGACACAGCACUUCAAACUCCAGUUGGUAAACCAGAUGAUGUGGUCCAGCUUGAACUGCCAGUUACAGAGGUACAGCAGUUGUUGUCUGCGUGUUUGGAGAAAAUUGACGUGUCUAGUGCAGAAGGCUAUGAUUUGUUCAUAAUGCAGCUGAAAGAUGGCUUUAAAAAUACCUCACAUGAGACAGCAGCAAACCAUAAGGUUGCCAAGUGGGCGACUGUCACAUUUCAUCUUCCUCAUCAUGUGUUAAAGUCCGUGACUGGUGCCAUUGUGAAUGAGUUGAAGAAAAUAAAUCAAAAUGUUGCUGCACUGCCUGUAGCCUCUUCUAUAAUGGACAGACUGUCUUAUCUGCUACCUAGCGCCAGGCCAGAGCUUGGCGUUGGUCCUGGUCGGUCUGUAGAUCGAUCUUUGAUGUACAGUGAAGCAAACAGGAGAGAGACCUUUACAUCGUGGCCUCAUGUUGGUUACAGGUGGGCUCAGCCAGAUCCCAUGGCUCAAGCAGGUUUUUAUCACCAGCCGGCAUCCUCAGGAGAUGAUCGUGCAAUGUGUUUUACUUGUAGUGUAUGUUUAGUCUGUUGGGAACCUACUGAUGAACCUUGGUCAGAACAUGAGAGGCAUUCUCCAAAUUGUCCGUUUGUAAAGGGUGAACACACUCAGAAUGUACCCCUCUCCGUCACCCUUGCCACAUGUCCUGCACAUUUUCCCUGCACAGAUGGCACAGAUCGAAUAACAUGUUUUGGGGUGGGGAAUUGUCCUCACUUUCUAGCUGCGGCAACCAAAAGAGGCAAAGUUUGUGUCUGGGAUGUCUCUAAACUCAUGAAGGUGCACUUAAAAUUUGAGGUAAACCCAUAUGACCCGGUUAUCGUUCAGCUCUUGGUUCUCGCCGGAGAUUCCAGUACCACGGUGGAACCUGCAAGGCCGACACUGGCAUGGUUAGAAGGUUCAUCUAGCUGUUCUGAUAUCCCAAAAUUAGAAGGUGACAGUGAUGACUUGCUGGAUGAUUCUGAUAGUGAAGAGCGGUCAAGGUCUGAUUCUGUAACAGGGCACCCAUCUCACAAGGAAACUCUGGAGAUGGGCCUGGACAUCACAGCUCUUGGCAUACUCCAACAGCCAGAGAAGUUACAGUGGGAAAUUGUUGCUAAUGUUCUUGAAGAUACUGUAAAGGACUUGGAAGAACUUGGGGCAAAUCCUUCCUUAAUGAGCUGUAAAAGUGAAAAGACCAAGGAGAAGCAUUUGGAACAGCACAACAUUCCUUUUCCCUGCUUACUGACUGGAGGUUUAUUAACGUAUAAGUCCCCAGCUUCCUCCCCCACUAGUAGCAAUUCUCGCAGGUCACUUGAUGCUUUAAACAGGACUCCAGGCGAGAGCUCCUCAGAGCAAGGUUCCACUGACAAUGAAUCUGGCACGAACUCUGCUAUUAAUUCUCCUAUGGUAAAAAGGACUCUACCUGUGUUGUUGCUAUACAGCAUUAAAGAGGCUGAUGAAAAAGCAGGGAAACUCUUUUCUCAAAUGAACAAUAUUAUGAGCAAAAGUUUACAUGAUGAUGGAUUUACUGUUCCCCAGAUCAUUGAGAUGGAGCUGGAUAACCAGGAGCAGUUGCUUCUUCAGGACCCACCUGUCACCUAUAUACAGCAGUUUGCUGAGGCCACUGCCAAUCUGACAUCCCCUGACACAGAUAAAUGGACUUCUAUGGUUCCCAAGCCUGGAGCGCUUGUACAAUGCAUGCGUUUACCUAAAUUUGCUGAGGAGGAAAAUCUUUGUGUAGAUUCCAUUAUUCCUUGUGCUGACGGUGUCCAUCUUUUAGUAGGUUUACAGAAAUGUCCUGCAGAGUCCUUGAGUGCAAUAAAUCAAGUUGAGGCCUUGAAUAAUUUAAACAAAUUAAACUCCGCUCUUUGCAACCGAAGGAAAGGAGAAGCUGACCACAGCCUUGGAGCUGUGAAUGGAACAAGUAUUAAUGUUAUUCCCUGUGAGUCCUCGGCAGAUGUUCAUGAUACUUUAAUAAUUCAGCCAGACCAGAGAAGUGUUAGUGGUGGAUACUUGUUGAUUUACAAAAUGAAUUAUACUACCAGGAUAGUGACCUUGGAGGAACAACCAGUAAAGAUCUUGCAUAUUAAAGACCCUCAGGAUGCACUUACCUCACUUAUUUUAUUACAGCCUGAUAUUUUAGAUAAUGGAGAGGAUGAGUGUGAGGAAUCCUCAGAAGAUGCCCCUUUGACUCCUAAAACUCUCAGUAGUAAAGAGAAAAAACCUGACUUGCCAAGCUUGGGACAUUUAGUAGUAACUACACAAAGUGGCUUUGUAAAAAUCCUAGAUCUGUCUACCUUUGAGGUCAUGGCUAGGGUGGAUCCACCAAAGAAGGAAGGCACAGAUGAAGUGGAUCCUUUUGUUUCAGUUGUGUACUGUUCAGGCACAGAUAGACUGUGUGCCUGUACUAAAGGUGGAGAACUUCAUUUUCUUCAGAUUGGAGGAACUUGUGAUGAUCUUGAUGAAACUGACAUCCUUGUUGAAAAUUCACUUACAAAGGGUGUGGAGCAGUUAGCAGAAGGCAUCAAGCCAGUCUCAAACCCAUCCAGUCCUGGAAUCACAGGUGUAGAUCUCCUAGUGGAACAGCCGUUCUCGUUGGAAAUGUUGACAUGUUUAGUAGAACUAACUCGCUUUGAGACCUUAAUUCCAAGGUUUUCUGCAACUGUACCACCAUGUUGGGUUGAAGUCCAGCAGGAGCAGCAACAGAGACGCCAUCCACAGCACUUACAUCAGCAGCACCAUGGUGAUGCUGCUCAACACACACGCACUUGGAAACUGCAGCAUGACAGCACUAGUUGGGAUGAACACGUCUUUGAACUGGUUUUACCAAAAGCCUGCAUGGUGGGACACGUGGACUUUAAGUUUUUAUUGAACUCUAAUAUUACAAACAUUCCUCAAAUUCAAGUAACGUUACUUAAAAACAAAGCUCCAGGAUUAGUCAAAGUUAAUGAAACUCCGGUAGAUAGACCCAUCUCCUUUCCUCUGUCUCCUGCCUUCAGUGUGGAAGUUCAGAGAAAUGGAAGACCAACCCUGGUAGAUUUAAGUGAGGACUUGCAAGGCAUGGAAGUAGAGGACUCUCAGAGCCCACGGUUGUGUCCAUUUUUAGAAGAGCACAAAGAAGAUAUCUUGUGUGGUCCUGUUUGGCUAGCAAGUGGUCUUGAUCUUUCAGGUCAUGCUGGCAUGCUGACAUUAACAAGUCCUAAACUUGUCAAAGGGAUGGCUGGUGGCAAAUAUCGUUCUUUUUUAAUCCAUGUGAAGACUGUAAAUGAUAGAGGAGCAGAGGAGCUGUGUAAUGGAGCCAGGCCAGUUGUGCGGAUACCUUCAUUAAAGCCACAAAGUGUAAAAGGGCAUUCUCUUGCCUCAUUACUGGCUAAGGUUGUUCCAGGCAAGGAUAAGGCUGCUGCAAAAAUGGAUGCCGGCCCUUCUUCACGGAAAGUCGAUAACCUCAGGGGAUGUGACUUGCUCCAGGAGGUUUCUGUCACCAUAAGACGUUUCAAAAAGACAUGUAUCCCAAAAGAAAGAGUACAACGAUGUGCCAUGCUGCAGUUCUCAGACUUUCACGAGAAGCUUUUGAAUACACUUUGUAAAGAGACAGACGAUGGACUGGCUAGUGAACAUGCACAGAGCUUAGUGUUGGACAUCCUCUGCUGGUUAGCAGGUGUACAUUCCAAUGGUCCGGGCAGUAUAAGGGAAGGAAAAGAGAGCCUGCUGUCUAAAACACGGAAGUGUCUUUCUGAUAUUGUUCGCACAUGUUUUUUUGAGGCUGGAAGAAGUAUUGCCCACAAAUGUGCCCGAUUCUUGGCUCUGUGUAUUAGCAAUGGCAAAUGUGAUCCAAAUCAACAAGGCUUUGGCUAUGUCCUUUUGAAGGCUUUGCUGGAGAACAUGACAUAUCUGCCUUCUUCUGCCACUGGAGGUGCUGUUUAUUGGUAUUUUGUACUGCUAAAUUAUGUUAAAGAUGAAGAUCUAGCUGGUUGUAGCACAACCUGUGCAUCCCUUCUUACUGCUGUGUCAAGACAGUUGCAGGACCGGCUUACACCUAUGGAAGCUUUGCUGCAGACCAGAUAUGGGCUGUACAAUUCUCCAUUUGAUCCUGUACUGUUUGAUUUGGAAGUCAGCGGCUCUUCAUGUAAAAAUGUGUACAACAAUAGCUCCAGUAUACAGUCCGAUGAAAUUGACCUUUCAGAUGUUCUCCUAGGUAAUGGAAAAGUUAACAGUUGCACAGCUGCAGAGGGCAGUUUUACAUCUUUGACUGGCCUACUGGAGGUAGAACCAUUGCAUUUUACUUGCGUAUCUACCAGUGACGGAACCAGAAUAGAGAGGGAUGAUGCAAGUACGUUCACUGUGAGCACGUUUGGUGUAACUCCUGCAGUGGGUGGUCUAUCGGCUGGGACUGUGGGAGAAGCCUCCACUGCUCUCAGCUCAGCAGCUCAGGUUGCUUUGCAGUCGCUCUCCCAUGCCAUGGCUUCAGCCGAGCAGCAGCUCCAGGUAUUGCAAGAGAAACAGCAGCAGCUUCUGAAGCUUCAACAACAGAAGGCAAAACUGGAGGCCAAGUUGCACCAGACGACAGCAGCAGCUGCUGCAGCUGCUUCAGCUGCAGGUCCUAUCCACAACUCUGUGCCUCCCAAUCCAGUGGCUGCUCCAGGAUUCUUUAUCCAUCCAUCUGAUGUCAUUCCGCCCACUCCAAAAACAACGCCUCUCUUCAUGACCCCACCUCUAACUCCACCCAAUGAAGCAGUGUCAGCUGCCAUCAAUGCAGAGCUGGCUCAGCUUUUCCCGGGCACAGUCAUUGAUUCUCCGCCUGCUAUCUUGACUUCACAUGGAAAGAAUGCUAACAAACCUAGAGGGAAUCAGCUGGGUUCAGGUCUUGCACUGGCGAUCUCUCAUGCCUCUCAUUUUCUGCAGCCUCCUCCUCAUCAGUCUAUUAUUAUAGAAAGAAUGCAUUCUGGUGCCAGGAGAUUUGUGACAUUGGAUUUUGGCAGACCUGUUCUCCUUACAGAUAUUCUCAUUCCCACCUGUGGUGAUCUGGCCUCCUUGUCUAUUGAUAUUUGGAGUUUGGGCGAGGAAGUGGAUGGCAGAAGACUAGUGGUUGCAACUGAUAUCAGUACCCAUUCACUAAUACUACACGACUUGUUGCCACCCCCUGUCUGCAGGUUCAUGAAGAUCACUGUUAUUGGCCGUUAUGGAAGUACAAAUGCCAGGGCCAAAAUUCCGCUAGGCUUUUAUUACGGCCAUACCUACAUUUUACCUUGGGAGAGUGAACUGAAACUCAUGCAUGACCCACUCAGAGGUGAAAGUGAAUCAGCAAGUCAACCUGACAUUGACCAGCAUCUGACAAUGAUGGUAGCUCUCCAGGAAGAUAUCCAGUGCAGGUAUAAUCUUGCUUGCCAUCGAUUAGAGACUCUUCUCCAGAGUAUUGAUCUUCCUCCACUGAACAGCGCAAACAAUGCACAGUAUUUUCUGAGAAAACCAGAUAAAGCUGUAGAAGAAGACAGCAGAGUUUUUUCGGCUUACCAGGACUGCAUACAACUACAACUCCAGUUGAACCUGGCUUAUCAUGCUGUUCAAAGACUGAAGGUGGCUCUUGGCAUGAGCAGAAAAACUCUGCGGGAGCAAUAUGAUUCUAGAGAACUUAUCCAUACAUCUUCAACUGAACAGCUGCGCACGAUUAUCCGGUACCUUCUGGACACUCUGCUAAGCCUCCUUCAUUCCUCCAAUGGACAUUCUGUACCAGCAGUCCUCCAGAACACUUUCCAUGCUCAGGCGUGUGAAGAGCUGUUUAAACACUUGUGUAUAAGUGGAACACCAAAGAUAAGGCUGCACACUGGCCUGCUCUUGGUGCAGCUGUGUGGUGCGGAGAGAUGGUGGGGCCAGUUUCUCUCCAAUGUUUUACAAGAACUAUACAACUCAGAGCAGCUGUUGAUCUUUCCUCAGGACCGAGUCUUCAUGCUUCUUUCUUGCAUAGGCCAAAGAUCUCUUGGUAACAGUGGAGUCCUGGAAAGUUUAUUGAAUCUGCUGGACAAUCUUUUAUCACCUCUACAGCCACAUUUACCUGUCUUUAGGCGUGUCGAGGAAGCUGGGGGGGAGCAGGGUGCAUCAGCAAGGGCUCCACUCAAAAGGUUAUAUCUUUUUUGUAUAUUCAUUCAUUUAGGGAACCAGUGGAGUUUCAUUAACAACAACCUGCACACACAGAGUCUAAAUAGAUCGUCUAAGGGAAGCAGCAGUUUGGAUAGGCUAUACUCCAGGAAGAUCAGAAAACAGCUGGUUCACCACAAACAGCAACUCAACCUACUGAAGGCAAAACAGAAGGCGUUAGUAGAACAGAUUGAAAAGGAGAAAAUACAGAGCAACAAGGGAUCAUCUUACAAGCUUUUGGUGGAACAGGCAAAACUUAAACAAGCCACUUCUAAGCACUUUAAAGAUUUGAUACGUCUGCGUCGCACUGCAGAAUGGCCCCGAUCUGCUCAAGACACUGAAGUAUCUGCAACAAAAGAGAGCCCCGAAAUCGAACCUCUACCUUUCACCUUGGCACAUGAGCGCUGUAUUUCUGUUGUACAGAAGCUGGCACUCUUCCUCCUGUCUAUGGACUUCACUUGUCAUGCUGACUUACUUCUGUUUGUCUGCAAGGUGCUUGCUAGAAUCGCCAAUGCUACCCGCCCCACCAUACAUUUGUGUGAAGUAGUGAAUGAUCAGCAGUUGGAAAGGCUUUUGUUAUUGCUGGUUGGUACCGACUUCAAUAGAGGAGACAUCUCUUGGGGUGGCGCCUGGGCACAGUACUCUCUGACCUGCAUGCUCCAGGAUAUUUUGGCAGGAGAGUUGUUGGCCCCUACUGCAGCUGAAGCCCUGGAUGAAGGAGCCAUGGGAGAGGAAGCUGGUGCUUCAGCCGGAGACUCUGAUGACUCUUUACAACAGUCCUCUGUCAUACCAUUGGUGGAAACUGUGGAUGAGCCUUUAACACCUGACAUUACAGGUGCUCCUCCUCUAUCAUCUUUGGAUAAAGAUAAAGAAAUUGACCUUGAAUUACUGCAAGACCUGAUGGAAGUUGAUAUUGAUCCUUUAGAUAUUGAUUUGGAGAAAGAUCCCCUCGCAGCUAAAGUCUUCAAGGUAUGGCAUCCAAUCAGCAGCACUUGGUAUGAUUAUUGGGGCGCCGACUAUGGCACUUACAAUUACAACCCUUACAUUGGAGGUGUUGGAAUUCCGGUGGCCAAACCUGCAGCCACUUUGGAAAAGAAUGGUACACAGACAGUGACAGUAUCGGUUUCGCAGGCUCUGGAUGCUCGUUUGGAGGUUGGUCUUGAGCAGCAAGCUGAAUUGAUGUUGAAGAUGAUGUCCACACUUGAGGCAGAUUCCAUUCUACAAGCACUGACCAAUUCAUCCCCAACAUUAUCCCAGCCUUCCGGUGGUACAGACGACUCGUUGUUAAGGGGGUUACAAGCAUCCAGUCAGACAAACCAGCUUAUUGUUCAGUCGUCUUCCAUUCCAAUGCUUAGUGCCUGCUUCAACAAGCUCUUUUCUAUGCUGCAAAUGCAUCAUGUUCAGCUUGAAUCACUUCUACAGUUAUGGCUCACAUUGAGCCUGAAUUCUAGCUCAAAUGGGGGCAAGGAAAGUGGUGGAGAGCUUUUCCUAUAUAAUGCAAACAGAAUACCAGUCAUCUCUGUAAAUCAAGCAUCCAUUACAAGCUUUUUAACAGUCUUAGCCUGGCAUCCAAAUACCUUGCUCCGGACAUGGUGCCUUGUGCUUCACAGCCUCACUCUGAUGACAAACAUGCAGCUGAACUCUGGACCGAGCAGCGCUAUUGGAGCUCAGGAAAGCACUGCCCAGUUACUGGUAUCGGAUUCAAAUCUCCUACAUGUCCUUGUGAAAUUCCUCUCAGGAACAAACCCUCAUGGGACUAACCAGCACAGUUCCCAGGUUGGACCUACAGCUACUCAGGCAAUGCAUGAGUUUUUGACACGAUUACAAGUUCACCUCUCCGCUACCAGCCCUCAGAUGUUUAGUGAAUUUUUGUUAAAACUCAUACACAUACUUUCAACAGAAAGAGGUGCUUUUCAGACUGGACAAGGACCCCUGGAUGCUCAGGUGAAACUCCUAGAAUUCACUCUGGAACAGAAUUUUGAGGUGGUCUCUGUCAGCACCAUCUCAGCAGUCAUUGAAUCAGUUACCUUUCUCGUCCAUCACUACAUCACCUGUUCUGACAAAGUUGUGUCCCGUAGUGGAUCUGACAGCUCUGUUGGUGCAAGGGCUUGUUUUGGAGGCCUUUUUGCAAAUAUCAUUCGACCUGGCGAUGCGAAAGCAGUUUGUGGAGAAAUAACACGUGAUCAGUUGAUGUUUGACUUAUUAAAACUGAUUAAUAUCCUUGUUCAGCUGCCACUGUCAAGCAACAAAGAGUUCAGUGCCCGUCCACCUGUUAACAGCACAACAGACAGUGUUUCUGAUGAGGAGAAAGUCUAUGGAGGAAAAGACACAAGCAGUAACUCUUCUACUACACAAUGCGCUACCACAUAUGUGGCAGAUUUGGUGCUAGCCAACCAGCAAAUCAUGAGCCAGAUUCUCUCAGCCCUUGGCCAAUGUAAUAGCAGUGCAAUGGCCAUGAUUAUUGGUGCAAGUGGUUUACAUUUAACCAAACAUGAAAACUUCCACGGAGGGCUAGAUGCCAUUUCUGUUGGUGAUGGUCUCUUCACCAUUUUAACCACUCUUAGCAAGAAGGCUAGCACAGUUCAAGUGAUGCUACAGCCAAUUUUAACUUAUAUGGCAUGUGGAUAUAUGGGAAGACAGGGGUCUCUUUCUACCUGCCAGCUGUCUGAACCUUUGCUAUGGUUCAUUUUAAGAGUUUUAGACACAAGUGAGGCCUUGAAAGCCUUCCAUGAAAUGGGUGGAGUUCAGCUUAUCUGCAACAACAUGGUUACCAGCACCAGAGCAAUUGUGAACACUGCCCGAAGUAUGGUCUCUACGAUCAUGAAGUUCCUUGACUCUGGUCCCAGCAAAACUUCUGAUAGCAAUUUGAAAGCAAGAGUGCUUGUAUCGGAGCCAGACAAUGCAGAAGGCAUUCACAACUUUGCUCCAUUAGGUACCAUUACAUCAAGUAGUCCUACUGCUCAGCCGGCAGAAGUCCUACUUCAGGCGACCCCACCCCAUAGGAGAGCACGUUCUGCAGCUUGGUCAUAUAUAUUUCUUCCAGAGGAAGCCUGGUGUGAUCUUACCAUUAAUUUACCAGCUGCAGUAUUGUUGAAGGAGAUACACAUCCAGCCUCACCUUGCAUCUCUGGCUACUUGUCCAUCUUCAGUUUCUGUGGAAAUCAGUGCAGAUGGUGUGAACAUGUUACCUUUGUCUACACCUAUUAUCACCAGUGGACUUACCUAUAUAAAAAUUCAGCUUGUUAAAGCAGAAGUGGCCUCAGCAGUUUGCCUGCGACUCCACCGUCCUCGUGAUGCCAGCACGCUUGGUCUUUCACAGAUAAAAUUACUUGGUCUCACGGCUUUUGGAAACACAUCCUCCGCAACUGUUAACAACCCGUUCCUUCCUUCUGAGGACCAAGUGUCUAAGACCAGCAUUGGCUGGCUAAGACUUUUACACCACUGCUUAACUCAUAUCAGCGAAUUGGAGGCGAUGAUGGCAAGUGCUGCAGCGCCUACAGCCAACCUUCUGCAGACAUGUGCUGCAUUGUUGAUGUCUCCUUACUGUGGUAUGCAUUCACCCAACAUUGAAGCAGUUUUGGUUAAGAUUGGCCUUCAGUCUACUAGGAUUGGCUUACGGCUCAUUGACAUUCUCCUCCGUAACUGUGCAGCAUCUGGGAGCGAUCCUGCUGAUUUGAAUAGCCCUCUUCUUUUUGGUAGACUUAAUGGUCUCUCAUCAGAUUCCACUAUAGAUAUUCUGUAUCAGCUGGGUACCACUCAAGACCCUGGAACAAAGGAUAGAAUCCAAGCACUGCUGAAAUGGGUGAGUGACUCUGCUAGAGUGGCUUCACAUAAAAGGAGUGGUCGUAGCAGCUUAAUUCCGCCAAACAGCUCUUCUAGAGAAUUUGGUCUUCUUAUGCCAUCCCCCUCUCAUUUGCACUGUGUAGCGGCCAUUUUGUGGCACAGCUAUGAGCUUCCUGUGGAAUAUGACCUGCCUGGGUUGCUUAAUCGAGAACUGUUCGAGUCCUUGUAUAACUGGUCUAUGUCUUUAGCCUGCAACAUGGUAUUAAAGAAAGCUGUUGAUGGUCUUCUAUGCUCUAUGUGUCAUAUUCACCCGAAUUACUUUUCACUGCUCAUGGGCUGGAUGGGAAUUACCCCUCCCCCCAUACAGAGCCAGAAUAGACUGUCUAUUACAGAUGACAGCAAAAAGCAAGAUCUUAAUGCUGCUCUCACAGAUGACUCUAAAAAUGCACAAGCACCUCUCACACUUACGGAGUCACAUCUGGCCACACUUGCUGCUGCAUCCCAGUCUCCUGAAGCCAUCAAGCAACUGCUGGACUCUGGUUUACCAUCACUUCUUGUUCGAAGCCUGGUGAACUUUUGUUUUACGCACAUAUCUAGUUCAGACUGCGCUGCUUCCUCUACUGAUGCCACACAAGAGAGACUGCGGCGACCACAUUUAUCCCAGCACUUUAGUAGGAUGCCUGUAACUGCAGACUUGGUGGCACCAAUUCUCAGGUUUCUGACUGAAGUUGGCAAUAGCCAUGUUAUGAAGGAUUGGCUAGGGGGAGCCGAAGUUAACCCCUUGUGGACAGCACUUUUAUUUUUACUUUGCCAUUCUGGUGCAAGUUCUUCAGGUCAUGUGAACGGAUCUCAGCAGACCAAUGCAAGGUGCACUUUACUGACUUCCACAGCAGGGAAUGGUCUAACUACGCAGCAAAGAACUGCCGUGGAAAAUGCAACUGUGGCCUUUUUCUUGCAGUGCAUAUCUUGCCAUCCAAACAACCAGAGAUUAAUGGCACAGGUCCUUUGUGAGUUGUUCCAAUCAUCUCCACAGCGUGGAAAUCUCCCAUCAUCAGGCAAUAUCUCUGGUUUCAUCCGAAGACUCUUUCUACAGUUAAUGCUAGAGGAUGAAAAAGUAACCAUGUUCCUCCAGUCUCCUUGUCCUUUGUACAAAGGCAGAAUCAAUGCUACAAGUCACAUCAUUCAACAUCCAAUGUAUGGAGCAGGUCACAAAUUUCGUACUCUACACUUGCCCAUUUCUACCACAUUGGCAGAGCUACUGGACCGUGUCUCAGAUACACCUAGUAUUACUGCAAAGUUAAUAAGUGAACAAAAGGAUGACAAAGAGAAGAGAAACCAUGAGGAGAAAGAGAAGGUGAAAGCAGAGAAUGGAUUCCAGGAUAAUUACAGUGUGGUUGUUGCAUCAGGUUUGAAGUCUCAAUCAAAACGGGCAGUGUCCUCUACGCCACCACGUCCACCAUCUAGAAGAGGAAGAGUAAUGGCUGAUAAAGUAGGAGGAACCUCAUCAGGUGUGGAUUCUUCAAGCAAGACCAUUAGCAUUCCUGUUUUCCACCUUUACCAUAAGUUGCUUCCAGGUCAGCCUUUGCCACCUGAAAUGACCCUUGCACAGCUACUUACUCUUUUAUAUGAUAGAAAACUUCCUCAGGGUUUUCGUUCAGUGGACCUAACAGUUAAGCUUGGUUCCAAAGUUAUCUCUGAUCCAAGUCUAUCAAAAACUGAUUCUUUCAAGCGUCUUCACACAGAAAAGGAGCAUGGUGAUUUCUUGGGUUCAUGCCCUGAAGAUGAAGUAAUAAGUCCAGGAGACGACUGCAUGGAAUCAGUUUUGGAUGACUCUUUGCUAGAAACCUGCCCAAUUCAGUCUCCAUUGCAAGUUUUUGCAGGGAUGGGUGGGCUGGCCCUUAUCGCUGAGCGGCUUCCUAUGCUUUACCCAGAUGUCAUUCAGCAAGUGAGUACUCCUGUUGUAUCCUCCACAACACAAGAAAAACCAAAGGACAGCGAUCAGUUUGAGUGGGUUACUAUUGAACAAUCUGGAGAGUUGGUUUAUGAAGCCCCUGAAACUAUUGCUUCAGAGCCUCCCCCAAUCAAGUCUGCUGUGCAAACCAUGUCCCCUAUUCCUGCUCACUCCUUGGCUGCAUUUGGUCUUUUCCUUCGUCUCCCGGGGUAUGCUGAGGUUCUGCUUAAGGAGAGAAAACAUGCCCAAUGCCUACUCCGCCUGGUACUGGGAGUUACAGAUGAUGGAGAAGGAAGUCACAUCUUACAGUCCCCAUCUGCAAAUGUCCUACCAACUCUUCCAUUUCAUGUUCUGCGCACUCUAUUCAGCUCUAUGCCACUCACUACAGAUGAUGGUGUGCUCCUGCGACGCAUGGCACUUGAAAUUGGGGCGAUACAUCUCAUUCUUGCUUGUUUAUCUGCCUUAAGUCAUCAUGCACCCCGGAUACCCAAUUCCAGCUCUAAUCAGACAGAGCCACAGGUUUCGACCACUCAUAAUAGUGGAACAUGUGAAGAGCAACAGCUUUACUGGGCUAAAGGCACGGGCUUUGGAACUGGAUCUACUGCGUCAGGCUGGGAUGUUGAACAGGCCCUGACAAAGCAAAGGUUGGAGGAGGAACAUGUAACCUGCUUAUUGCUGGUUCUUGCUAGCUACAUUAAUCCAUCUGGAUGUGCCGUUAAUGGUGAAACACAAGCCAAUGAGAGUCGAGGGCAGAAUAGUAAUGCUCUUCCAUCUGUCUUGCAAGAACUACUCAGUCAGUCAUGCCUCAUCCCAGCCAUGUCCUCUUACCUAAGGAAUGAUUCAGUGUUGGAUAUGGCUAGACAUGUGCCUUUGUAUCGAGCUCUGUUGGAGCUGCUUCGAGCCAUCGCUUCAUGUGUAGCACUGGUACCCCUGUUGCUUCCCCUGUCUGGAGCUAAUGGAGAAGAGGAGGAGGAACAGACUGAGUCACAGGCAUCUGUGGGCACCUUAUUGGCAAAAAUGAAAACUUGUGUAGACACAUACACCAACAGAUUAAGGUCUAAGAAAGAUAAGGUCAAAGCUGGGGUGAAACCAGAUGCCUCUGAUCCUGAGCCAGAAGGACUGACUUUGCUUGUGCCAGAUAUACAGAGAACUGCAGAGAUUGUGUAUCUUGCUACCACUAGCCUUCGUCAAGCUAAUCAAGAGAAGAAGCUGGCCGAGUUCUCUAAAAAGGUAGCUGUGAAGUCCAAACCUUUUUUGGUCUUACGGUCCUUAGAAGAAAAGUAUGUGGUUGUCAUGAAAAAGCUCCAGUUCGAUACUUUUGAGAUGGUAUCUGAAGAUGAUGAUGGAAAACUGAUGUUUAAAGUAAAUUACCAUUACAUGUCUCAGGUGAAAAAUGCAAGUGAUGCAAACAGUGCUGCACGAGCACGGCGUCUCGCCCAGGAGGCUGUAACACUUUCUACUUCGUUGCCUCUGUCAUCUUCAUCCAGUGUCUUUGUCCGAUGUGACGAAGAAAGACUAGACAUUAUGAAGGUUUUGAUAACUGGUCCAGCAGACACUCCUUAUGCCAAUGGGUGUUUUGAAUUUGAUGUUUACUUCCCUCAAGAUUAUCCUAAUUCUCCUCCUCUUGUAAAUUUGGAGACAACAGGUGGCCAUAGUGUCCGUUUUAAUCCAAACCUUUACAACGAUGGAAAGGUAUGUUUAAGUAUACUAAACACCUGGCAUGGAAGACCAGAAGAGAAGUGGAAUCCACAGACAUCAAGUUUUUUGCAGGUAUUGGUGUCUGUCCAGUCCCUUAUUCUUGUGUCCGAGCCCUACUUCAAUGAGCCAGGAUAUGAGAGAUCAAGGGGCACACCAAGUGGCACUCAGAGCUCCAGGGAGUAUGAUGGGAAUAUCAGGCAAGCAACAGUCAAAUGGGCCAUGCUAGAACAAAUUAGAAACCCAUCACCGUGCUUUAAAGAGGUGAUUCAUAAACAUUUUUACUUGAAAAGAGCAGAGAUCAUGGCUCAGUGUGAAGACUGGAUAGUAGAUAUUCAGCAGUUCAGCAGCGACAAACGGGUUGGCAGGACGAUGUCUCACCAUGCAGCAGCUCUGAAGCGACAUACAGCUCAGCUACGAGAAGAGCUCUUAAAGCUCCAGUGCCCUGAAGGCUUGGACCCAGAUGUUGAUGAGCCUACAGAAAAAUGCCUUGCAACAGCAAGCUGUGAGGAGACCACACUGCACGAACAGGCCAAACCCAGCAGCAGUAAAGACAGCGCCAGUGACUUCAAAUUCUGAGCUGCAGCGGCUCGGACUUUACCACAAACAGGCUUUGAAGCACAGCCAAAUAUGUCCAUAUUUGUAUGUAAGAAGCUAAUUAUGUAAUAGUUAAUGAAGCUAAAACUAUAAUAUGCCCUUAAGGAUAUACAGUUUAAUUCAAGAUGAUCUUUUACCUGUAAAAGAGUGUAAACUUUUUUUGUGCUUUUAUUUUUUCAGUUGUGAGAACCACUGAUUGGUAUGUUUAGAAAUUGUAAACAAGAAAAUGGCAAAGUCACUGAAAUAAGGGAAAAAGUUCCUUAGGAGAGAAUGUUUACUGAAUGUUUUUUUUUCUUUUUACCGCUAGAAAGGGGGUUGUAACAAAAAAUAUAUAUUGGUCAUUCUUAUUACUAUUUAAAGACUGCAGAUUUUCACAGAAUUUGAUAGAUUUUGGCCAUACCUUCAUUCUCAUUUUUGAUUUCUACAGAAAACUUCUGCAUUCUUCAAUAAACCUUAAACAAAUAUGCUCCCUGUUAAAUGAAUACUGGGUACAUUUUUCCGUUUUUUUAAAAGAAUAAAUCUACAAGGAAAAGAUCUUAGAACUGGAGACUUGCUCUUGUAAGACUGAAUUUAUCACAGUCUUUGUUUCAUUUGAUGCACACGAAAUAAACGGACAUGGUUUUACCUUCAGCUCUUGUGCACCUCUAGCUUCAUGCAUCUGUCACAUUUCCUUGAUUGUGUUUUGAAUUUGUGUUGCCAGAAGUCUGUAAAUAAGAGGAAAUUAUUCAUAGAUUUCAUCAAGAUGUUUUGUGUCUUUAUU
This is a messenger RNA of Nanorana parkeri, 15403 nucleotides long. RefSeq names its product baculoviral IAP repeat containing 6 (gene BIRC6). Gene Ontology annotation, cellular component: nucleus. The record is from RefSeq and is a predicted model, not a curated record. Gene Ontology annotation, molecular function: ubiquitin conjugating enzyme activity; protein binding; cysteine-type endopeptidase inhibitor activity. The transcript is spliced from 76 exons. NCBI's taxonomy places the organism in Eukaryota, Metazoa, Chordata, Amphibia, Anura, Dicroglossidae. Gene Ontology annotation, biological process: negative regulation of apoptotic process; regulation of cytokinesis; apoptotic process. The coding region runs from base 1 to 14625 and encodes 4874 amino acids.